This is a messenger RNA of Heteronotia binoei (common prickly gecko), 1133 nucleotides long. RefSeq names its product adaptor related protein complex 1 subunit sigma 3 (gene AP1S3). The coding region runs from base 56 to 601 and encodes 181 amino acids. Gene Ontology annotation, cellular component: intracellular membrane-bounded organelle; AP-1 adaptor complex; membrane coat. Gene Ontology annotation, molecular function: clathrin-cargo adaptor activity. The transcript has 5 exons. The record is from RefSeq and is a predicted model, not a curated record. Lineage: Eukaryota; Metazoa; Chordata; Lepidosauria; Squamata; Gekkonidae. Gene Ontology annotation, biological process: intracellular protein transport; vesicle-mediated transport.
GUUGCCGGAGUGACGCGGCCAGGGGAGGAGUUAAAAACUUUCAGUGGAGGGCAUUAUGGGAAAGCGGCUGGGAGAGCCGCUGGGAGUUCACCUGUCGCGGCGACGGGGGGGUCGGGGGGUCGGAGCCUCGGCAGCCAUGAUACACUUUGUACUCCUCUUCAGCCGACAAGGGAAAUUAAGACUUCAGAAGUGGUUUAUUACACUGCCUGAGAAAGAAAAGAAAAAGAUCACCCGAGAAAUUGUGCAGAUUAUUCUGGCUCGCAAUCCCAAAAUGAGCAGUUUUGUAGAUUGGAAAGACCUUAAGCUUGUUUACAAAAGAUAUGCUAGUUUAUAUUUCUGCUGUGCGACUGAAGACCAGGAUAAUGAGCUUCUUACUCUAGAAGUUGUCCAUCGUUAUGUAGAGUUGUUGGACAGAUAUUUUGGCAAUGUGUGCGAACUGGAUAUUAUCUUCAAUUUUGAAAAGGCAUACUUUAUUCUUGAUGAGUUUCUAAUGGGAGGGGAAAUUCAAGAAACGUCAAAAAAAUCUGCAGUGAAAGCCAUAGAAGAUGCAGACAUGUUACAAGAGACAAUGGAAGAAUAUAUGAGCAAGCCUGCCUUUUAACUAGAACCCUCAUAGACAGGCAAAGAUGCUGCAUACAAUGUACAUGUAAAAGCUGCUGUUUCUAGGUGCCAGAUUACUUGAGAAAAGCAAAAACCUCAAACUCUUGCAAGAGUCAAGAUGAAGGUCUGCUGUAGUAGCACAUCUACAACAGCUUGCAUGUAUUAUACAGGUUUCUUAUCUAAUCUUUCUGGCUGUCUAGAUUGAAUGUGUGUCAUUCGGGCAUUUCUUAGCUACCUGUUUUUUCAUUCUAAGAAACUGAAGGAUAUAUUUAUAUGACUUUUGGGUCAGUUUCUGACAAAUUCAGUAUAAUUUUGUAAAAGAAAAACCCAUUUAUUUUCAAUGUAAUCAUUUUUCUGGACUACUAAUAAUAAUUUUGCAAAAAAACCCUGAGUUAAUGAUUUUAACAUUGUUUUGAGUGUAUUGGUACUCUGUGCACUUAAUUAAUACUUUUACCUGUUUAUACGAAGAGCAUUAAUACACUAUAGCCCUAAAAAACGCCCACACACAAGCAUUAAAUAAGAUUGAAACGAGA